This is a messenger RNA of Phasianus colchicus (ring-necked pheasant), 577 nucleotides long. The record is from RefSeq and is a predicted model, not a curated record. Lineage: Eukaryota; Metazoa; Chordata; Aves; Galliformes; Phasianidae.
UACCGGGGAAGAGAGGCGGGCCGUCGACUCAGCGCAUGCGCAGUUUGGCGCUCGCGGGGGUUGACGGGAUGUUGGAGGACUCCGGCCGCCGCGGGAAGAGAAGAGCGGAGAACGGAGAGGGGGCCCCCCCCCCGAAGCGCUCCCUCCCGGAAGCGGUGGCGGCCGCGCGGCUGCGGGCUUUGGGGCUGCAGCACGACCACAGAUAUGGCGGAAAUGGGCUGCCGCAGGUGGGCGGGGCUUCGGGAGGGCCAAUGGGAGGACGGGAUGAACCGGAUGGGUGGGGCUUAGAGGCCAAUAGGAGACGGGAUGAACCGGAUGGGCGGGGUUUGACGGCGGGAGGGGCCAAUGGGAGGACACAAUGCCCCGGGUGGGCGGGAUUUCGGGGAGGCCAAUGGGAGGACGGGAUGAACCGGAAGGGCGGGGUUUGGCGGGAGCGGCCAAUGGGAGGACGGGAUGUACCGGGUGGGCGGGAUUUCGGGCAGGCCAAUGGGAGGAUGGGAUGAACCGGAUGGGUGGGGCUUAGAGGCCAAUAGGAUACGGGAUGAACCGGAUGGGCGGGAUUUGACGGUGGGAGGGG